AUGGCCUCUGGCCCAAGAAAUGUAACCCCAACCCCAGGUGGGAGUUUAGAUUUUGUCCAUUACUGCCCUGCCUGGACAGAUCCGAACUGGCAGGAUGAAGGCCCUGAACGAGAUGCGAGCCUCUUUGACAUCAAAGACAGUGUGUUUGAUCGUCUACGCCCAGCUCUUCUACCUCGAGACCACUUCAAGAAACCAACUAUUUACGCUCAACGAUUCGGGAUUUUUCCUGGUCGAACCGAUGGCCGUUCGAGAACAUCACCCACACGAGCUGAGAGUCGAGAGAUCUUUCCUGCCAGCUCUGAUAUUCGAAAUGGAAAGGAACUAUUUGGACGUUUCGAAGAUUUGGCCAAGGCAGCAAACGAGCACGUCGAUGAUUACAUGGAGAGGACAAGGCCGGAUAUGAAAAAGUUGGGUGAAACUGAACAACGAUUCAUGCAACAGUAUGAAGAUCUAGUCAUAGAUGAAAACUGGCAGACCAUCCUUUUCGGGAGCUUAACCAUGGAUGAAUUACAAGCCGAGGGGUAUUUUUCGAUGUGCGAUACCAGGUUUGACAGCCUCAGGGGUCAGGUUUCAGAACUUUUCAAGCGUGAAAGAUGGGUCGACACCAGUUACCAUGGCAAAACGGCUGAUGAGCCUCGUUUGAUAUAUACCCUCAAUGGGAGACGUGAAGAAUGGAACGCGAGGACCAACGACAGAGUGUGGAGUGCGAUGCAGCCGGCCAUCCAACUCGCAUCGCGGUUGCUUGGGAUGGACGACACCUUUAUCUCUAGUCUCCUAGACAUCACAAACAGACUGUGGAUCAGCCCCAGACUUUUCCAGCAUCAGCCCGGACAAGACCGAGAUAAUAAGAUUAGAUUCGUUCCAGACCUGGACCCGGAUGAUCCGUCUAGACUCGACGGGGCGAAAGCUGUCAUAGACAGUGGUAUAGACCCCAGAGCAGCCACUUGGCAGGCCCUGCUUCAAACAAUCGAGAUAGAACUAACUAGCGGUUUCCUAUUUGAGGGAAAACAACAAAGAGAUCACUGCACAGGCGUUACUCACUCGUGUACCACAUACCCGCGUGGAUAUAACUUGCUGGUCACAAUAGAUUGUGAGUUGGUUUGGCCCUUGAUCAAUGAUACGUACAGCAACAGCGAAAAGUUGAAGGCCAGCCUGAUACUCGCAACUACUAUAGCCCACGAGAUGAUGCAUGCAUGUGCCAGUAUUCCCGUCAAGUGGUUAGCUGAUCCUGCCACGGUUGGAAUAGCUCGAGGUGACCAAGUCCAGGCCUGCUCUGAGCUCUUGCAUUCAUUGCAGGAUCACACACACGGAGAUCUCCACGGCGAGCCUUAUUUUGAUGAAGACCCCUAUCAAGAGGUUGGCCAUGCCUUUGAAGAACAUGUCAUGGGAGGCGGCUAUUGGUCGUUUGCAACAGAUGUUUGUAUCCUGAGACCUGCACUACUCCAGACAGCGGCUGGUCUCGUAGCUUUCAGUCAAAAUUCCGAUGGUGACAUUAAUGUCCCCCCUGUGCUGCAGUACCCCCCGACGCGAAAUAUAAGGCUCACCCACUAUAUUCGAACCGAAGAUGUUCAGAAAUAUUUCACACAACCUUUCUGGGACGUUGCGAUGCAGAAAUAUGGCACGGCCGCUCUAAGGGAAUCAUCCAAAAGGCCUCAUAAAGUCACCUAUUACCCUGCUGAUGACGCUUAUGACACUUACGGCUUUGAUGAGAACACUCUAGGCACUCCGGAAGACAAGGACUGGGUACAAGACUUCAUGAAAGAGCUCGACGGUAGGGGAAAUGUUGUGCUGAGGAGUUAUUUGAACAACCUGAUCAACGAAGCAUGCGACUUUGAUUUAAUGAAUGAGCAAUUCAGCACUGACAUGAUAACCUGGGGCCAUCGAGAUCAAAUCUGGCGCGAUAUCAGUAGAGAAAUACUCAUGAUACUCUGUGAGAUCUCAGCGCACACGUAUCAAGCAUCUCAAGACCAGGCCCAAGAUAACAUCCUGGAUUUUCUUCACAACUUGUGGCAGGUUGCAAAGUGCCAACGAGGAAGAUAUCCUGACCCCCACUCCGCUUCCCUUGACACCUUGUCUUCUGACCCAGAGGAUUGGGCUCAACAUACUCGAUAUAGCGGUCUCGAGGUCUACGAAAAGCGUCUGGUACCCAGACUCAUCGACUUCACACGCCGUGUAGAAAGGGAGCUUAUGCACAUCGAGAGCAUGGUAUGUGAAUUAUACCAAUCAGGAACCUCAAGUUGGCCGCUCUACCAACAUUUUGGUAAAGGGCAUGAUGAAGAGUUGCGCGAUCGAGUUGAUAGGAUGAUUGAACACAUAACCGACUUGUUGACUCCUGUUGGAAUUGCUGAUCGGGGAAUCAAAAGCAUCGAUGCAGAGUGGUUCAAUCGAAUAUGGAACCUAGGCCGAAGAGUCAAGGACGUUCGGCGACUCUUAGAUUUGGAUACCCAAAACUACGAGCACAAUUGGCGCGACCUCUUGUUAUCGAUGCCUAUGGCACGCAAGUCCAACCGCAAGCCCCAUCAGAGAUUCUACUUUUUGGCAAAAAAGGAGAUGAUGAAACUGACAGGAAGCCAACUGGAAAAGAUGAAGGAGUUCAAAACCCGUUUCCAGAAAGCACUCAGCCUUGGAAGUUACAAAGUGGUCAUCCCAGGAGAGGACCCGAACGUGCUGAGCAUUGCUCAGCGAUUGUCCGGAACACUGGAUGAUGAUCGAGGCAGCAAUGACCAUGAGAAAGGCAUCAAAGGACCAUCUACAGGUAUAUUCGACAUCGAAGCCGUGAAGAAGCUGGUUCAUCAGCUCAGAGAGGAAGAGAACGCUGCACAGACCGAUAUGCUCAAUCGCAUCACGAAUCGCUUGAAGAGUGAAGCCCCAACCUUAAAAGAAGCAGCAGCAGAACAAGCUGGCAUGGUACCUCCGGUUCCACCCAAAUUCCAGCAGAUGGGUUUCGAAAACCAGGCAGUGCCGUUGAAUAGCUUGGAGGAGUUCAAAGCAAACAAUGCUCCAUUCUCGGCUUUCUCCUCGGGAACUAGCUCCCCCUUUCCUCAACACCAACCGAAUCAACCCCCUGCAUGGAUAGCAAACAGUACGGGGGACCUGGCUGCUUGGGUCAACAAUCGGCUUGCCGGCGGACCACCAGUCGCCCACGGUAUCACGCCUCACCCGUAUGCACUUCGUGAGAACCUCACGGUAGAUCUUCAAAACAUGGCCCAAGCCUCGCUACCCAUGCGAAACCCCGCCUCCUUCGCCAACGAGUAUCCUCGAGAAGUGGUACAAGACCAAGACUCUUCUUUCGUGGUUGGUCCUCUUGGAGAUAUUGCCCAAGCUUGGGAGAAACAGUAUCAACUUGGGCAGAGCCCGCCCCCUGCAGCAACUGGGGGCACACCUGUGGUUCAAUCUUCUACAGCACCAACUCGCAGAGACAGCCGGGAUAUUGACUUGACUGGCGGCUUAAACCAAGGACGUAAGGCCACAGUUUUGUCGCAUUUUGAUCACAGCAGCAGUGAGACGGACGUAUCAGACGACGAAGCGCAACGAACGAGAGAGAUCAGCAGUAGCGGAACAACACUCGUUGGACUAUCGGAUGUUGAGGAGGAGCUGCUUAGCAAGAUCGCAUCAUUCGAAAGGUCUGAGGCGAGAGAAAAUGGACAUGAGUUGAAGCGAAGGUCAAGCUGGGUACCUCUUCAUUCCAAGAAGAAGAAAUUGGAGACGCCUAAGGCCAGGAGACAUGUUUACAAGUCGAAGCCGAAGAAGCCCAGUGUGCCCAGAGCUUAGGAAAAAGGAAACCAAUGAACAAAUAAGGGGUUUGAUUUGAAUCGAGACCGUGACAAGGGUUGGCUUGGGGAAGAUAUGUAUUGGUGUUUGGUUCGAAUGUUGUUGGAUCUGUUUUUAGGUAUUCGGAAUUCAUGUUUUAGUAUUGCCUCAUUAUGUCCUUAUUUAUCCUUGACUGAAACAGAGUUUCGGGAAACGCAUCUUCGU
Fusarium odoratissimum NRRL 54006 is the source of this 3975-nucleotide messenger RNA. RefSeq lists its product as uncharacterized. The transcript is spliced from 6 exons. The record is from RefSeq and is a predicted model, not a curated record. The coding region runs from base 1 to 3771 and encodes 1256 amino acids. NCBI's taxonomy places the organism in Eukaryota, Fungi, Ascomycota, Sordariomycetes, Hypocreales, Nectriaceae.